AUGGCGGGAUAUCAAGGACCCAAGUUAUCUGAAACCAACAAGACUCCACAAUGGGAGAUUAUCGCAGGGCUAAUUAACGGAAAAACUGUGGAUGACUGCAAAAUUCAAUGGAACCACCUCCGUAAUACGUUUCGCGAAAAAUACAAAAUCAUCGUACUAAAACCUAGCGGAGCUGAGGCCAAGCAGGCAAGAAAGUGGUGCUGGUUCGACAGGUUGUUUUUCCUCCGCGAUGUCUUCGCAUUUGCUAAUACGGUUGACAGCACUGCGGUUGUUGUUGAGAAUCAAGAAGAAGGAAUUGAACAAGGUGGAGAGAUCGAAGAAGGACAAUCUCCGGAUACCACGCCAGCAGUUUUGAACGACGAAGACUUUGAUCCUCGCACGCCUGCCAGCACGUCGUCUGCGACUAGCAACGCUUUUGUUGUCUCAAGCUGUCUACCAGAAAGCAGCGGGUUAAUGACUUCCCAAUCUAGUGAAAAAGCUUAUGUGGGGAUACAAUCCAGCGGCAAAAAACGAAAGAAAGGUACUGCGCUAGACAAGCUCUUGGCAGACAUGGACAAGUCUAAUCGUGUCGACGCUGAGAACACGCGAAGUUUGGUUGAAGUGCUGUCGUCGUCCAUCAGCACAUCUGCAAAGGAGAUUUCUGAUGAAGAGCUGUUUGGAAAAUGGGUCACCACAACUCUGCAAACUGCCGAACCAGCGCACCGGCCGAAGUAUAAAAGACAGAUUCGGGAAGUUAUUGCAAAACUUGCUUUGGAAUGUCUUGAAGAAUAUACUAUGUAG
Molecule: messenger RNA, 780 nt
Organism: Paramacrobiotus metropolitanus
Lineage: Eukaryota; Metazoa; Tardigrada; Eutardigrada; Parachela; Macrobiotidae
Exons: 5
Coding region: 1-780 (259 amino acids)
Biological process (GO): regulation of transcription by RNA polymerase II
Cellular component (GO): nucleus; transcription regulator complex
Source: RefSeq, a predicted model, not a curated record